Molecule: messenger RNA, 2777 nt
Organism: Chironomus riparius
Lineage: Eukaryota; Metazoa; Arthropoda; Insecta; Diptera; Chironomidae
Source: the annotation of a GenBank genome assembly
UUCAGUACCAACUUUGGUUUCUUUCCUAUUCCUUUUCGUUUUUUUAUACCUCUUAAAGUCUAAGCUAGAAGAAAAAUUUGAAAAUGCGAAUGCUUUUAGUGACUUGUUGCGUUGCCCUUUUGGCUGUCUCAGCCAACUGUGAAGCUCCAAAGGAAGCUGAACUUCAGCAAGAAUCACAAAAUGUCGAGAAGCGUGGAAUUCAUUACAGUUCCUACGGAGGUCACGACUGGACACCAUCAUACGGUGGAGACCAUGGAGGCCACCACGAGCAUCAUCAUGAACAUAUCAAGACAGUAACAAUUGAAAAGAAGGUUCCAUACCCAGUUGAAGUAAUCAAGAAGAUUCCAGUAACUGUUGAGAAGAAGAUUCCUUAUGAAGUUAAGGUUCCAAUUCCACAACCCUACGAAGUCAUCAAGAAAUACCCAGUCAAAGUUAAGGAAUACCAAAAAUACACCGUUGAAGUACCAAAGCCUUAUGACGUCAUCAAGAAGGUUCCAUAUGAAGUCAAGGUUCCAGUUGACAAACCAUACCCAGUCAAGGUAUUCGUCCCAGAGCCUUAUGAAGUCAUCAAGAAGGUCAACUACAAUGUCGAAAAACACAUCCCAACACCAUACGAAGUCAUCAAGAAGGUUCCUUAUGAAGUAACAAAGACUGUUGAAGUACCAAAGCCUUAUGAUGUCAUCAAGAAGGUUCCAUAUGAAGUUAAGGUUCCAGUCGACAGACCAUACGCAGUUGAAGUACCAAAACCAUACCCAGUCUACAAGGAAGUCAAGGUCCCAUACACAGUCGAGAAGAAGGUUCCAUAUGAAGUCAAGGUCCCAGUCGACAAACCAUACACCGUUGAAGUAGAAAAGAAGGUCUCAUAUCCAGUCAAGGUACCAGUUCCACAACCCUACGAAGUCAUCAAGAAGGUCCCAUACAUCGUCGAAAAACCAGUUCCAUAUGAAGUCAAGGUUCCAAUUGACAGACCAUACAUCACUCACAAGGAAGUCAAAUUCCCAGUUCACAAGGAAGUUCCACAUGCAGUUCAUGUUCCAGUCCAUCCACCAGCCCAUCAUGAACAUCAUGAACAUCAUGAGCAACAACAACAUCAACAACAACAAGAACAACACUCAUAUGAGGGUCCAUCAUCAUACUCACACUCAUCUGUCGAACACCAAUCACAUGAACAUCAUCACUAUUAAGUAAAAAGACAUUAAAAGUUGUUUCAUGAAACCUCUGACACCAAAUAAUUACUGCAAGAUGCUCAAAAAAAAGUUAGGACACUAUAUAAUCCAAUUACACAUACUCGACUUAAAUUAGACUUAAAAAAAUAUGUUUUUGUAGUCAAGCGAUUCGAAAAACUGCCAAAAUUUAUUACACAAUUUUUAUGGAAGUCGGUGGAGCAAUUGCGAUAAAAUCUCAAAAAAAAAUAAUUAAUGUGAUGCUACUGUUUAAUUUUUAAGGUUAACGAUACACUUUUUUUGAGAUUUUAUUUGCGUAACAUUGACAGUCAUGAAUUUGAAGGUAUUUUUUUGGAAAUUUUUUCGUUUAGCUGCGGAUGAAAAAAAAAAGUUUCAAUUUUGAAGGGGAUUUUUUUUUGAUUUGCGGAAAAUUUUUGAGGUUAAGUAAAAACUUAAUUUUUGGGGAAUUAAUAGCUUUAAAUAAUGAGAUUAGUAGUUGUGUCAUGUAAUUGCCACUUAGUAAUGUAGGUUGAUACCCAGAACAUCAACUUUUACUUUUUUGAGGUUAAUUUGACCUUAGCUUGACUUCUUUCUCUUAUUAUCAUCAAUAAUUCGAGGCUAUAUCUCAUUAAAGUAGUGCAAUAUUCCAUUUAAGAUGUUAAACAAGUUGUUAUGUGUGUUAUGGUUACUAUAGAUGCCUGUACCAUAAUUGUAUGGCUGUCUGGCAGUCUAUCUAUGGAUACAGGUUCUAUAAGACUAAAUACACUUUAAUCUUGAUUAUCAACACUUAAAUUAGUAGCUUUAAUUUCAAAUUGAUGGUAAAAAGUAAAGAAAAUUCUAGCACGAUUUUCUCAAUUUGGGAAUUUUAACGUGUUUUUCUCGUGAGGCAAAAACUGUGAUACUCAAAUUCAUGAUGUAAAUCAGCUCAUCUUGUUCAAAAAUUAGAUUAUAAUCUAAAUGUUGAAUUGAAGAGCGCGUUUCACAUGAAUGGGAAAAAAUGACGCGUUUUUCUCAAAGAGGAAAAUCUCAAAGACAUCAAAUUUGCUCAUAAAUACACCUUAUGUGAUAGUUUAUCUGAUAGCAAACUACAACUGCUUACCAGCAACCUAGUGGGGCUUUAAAACCAUAGCAACCACACCCUAAUACUCCAAAAACCAACCUCAAACUACAGCAAUCAUUAAAAUCACCCAUCAAAAAUCAUCUCAGCCUCUCAAAUAUCCUCAAAUUGAGACUGAGAAUCUGAAACUUUUUUUUAAUAAAUUCCAACCUAGAUAAAUUGUUAAUGUUGAACAAAAGAUAAUUUUUGUGAAUGCGCGACUUUUCUACCUACUACCUAUUGUAUUUUAUUAUUUUUUUUAUUAAGACUUUUCCUAUCUCCUCCUUAAAAAAAUGAUUUUAAAAGAAAAAAAAAGAUUUAAGAAGAAGAUUUUUUAAAAAAGAUCCAAAAAUUGAUUUCGAGAAGUAAAAAAACAUUUGGUUGAGAAGUUUUGUUUUUGACAAAAUUUUUUAAAUAAACGGCGAAAGGGGGAAAAUUUUGUUAAUCAAAAAAUAUGUUUAGAAAAAAUAAAAAAAAAAUUGAGAGGAUGACGAAGAUUGAAGAAAAAACCAAGUAAA